AUGCUGCACUCAAGCAAACUUCCCUCUUUCUUCCCCCAACCACAAUCCAAACCCUCUUACCAAGGCUCUCUUCCCCCAACCACAAUCCACAUUCCCCUAAGCGUCUUCGAUAAGGUCGCUUUCGAUACCCAUGUAGCACUGAUCUAUGCCUAUCGUCCCCCAACCCCAUCAAAUGUAACCCUAGAGCUAGGGCUUCAAAAGGCCUUAUCAGUAUACAGAGAGUGGGCUGGAAGGUUUGGUGAAGAUGACAAUGGCCGUCCUGUCAUUCUUCUCAAUGAUGAAGGCAUGAGGCUUGUUGAGGCAUCGGUUGAUAGCACUCUUGAUCAAGCCAUGCCACUAAAACCUUCAGAAUCCUUACUAAGCCUUCACCCAAGCUUAAAGGGAGUGGUGGAGUUGGUCCAAGUUCAGCUCACAAGGUUCUCUGGUGGCUCAUUGGUGCUGGGCUUCACGAAACACCACCGUGUGGCUGAUGGGCAGUCCACAAGCAGUUUCUUGGUUGCUUGGGGACAAGCUUGCCAAGGAAUCGAUAUUAGUCCCUUCCCUUUGCAGGAUCGGACCACCUUCUCCCGUCGAAACCCGCCUCGUUUCGAGUUUGAUCACAGAGGAGUGGAGUUUAUGAACAAGAAACUUGAUAAUGUUUAUUCUCUUGAUGAUAAUUUCAUGGAUCGACAUCAAGAUAUUGUGAGCUUCUUCAAGCCCUAUAGCACUUUUGAGAGUCUUGUUGCUCAUCUGUGGAGAGCCAUCACAAAGGUACGUGCCCUAAGUGGGUUCGAAACCACCCACGUAAAAAUUGCAGUCAAUGGCCGCACACGGUUGAACCCUAGAGUACCCAAUGAGUACUUUGGAAACCUUGUCCUCUGGGCAUUCCCAUGCGCCAAGGUGAUGAACCUUUUGGAGAAGCCAUUGCCCUAUGCAGCGAAGCUCAUCCACGACGCAGUGGCGAAGGUGAACAACAACUACUUCAAAUCAUUCAUCGACUUUACAAGCUACAAGGUGGAAGAAGAAGAUCUCAUUACCACGGCUGAUGCCGAUGCUACUGUUCUGUGCCCUAAUUUGGAGGUGGAUAGUUGGAUAAGGUUUCCAUUUUAUGACCUAGAUUUUGGAGGAGGAUGCCCUUACAUUUUCAUUCCAUCUUAUACCCCAAUCGAGGGCUGCUUGUUUCUUCUGUCAUCUUUAAUUUGGGAUGAAAGUAUAGAUGCUUUCAUACAUCUAUUCCGGGACAACUGGACCACUUUCGAGCAAAUUUGCUACUGUAUAGAGUAG
Messenger RNA from Ilex paraguariensis (yerba mate), 1263 nucleotides. The record is from the annotation of a GenBank genome assembly. NCBI's taxonomy places the organism in Eukaryota, Viridiplantae, Streptophyta, Magnoliopsida, Aquifoliales, Aquifoliaceae.